UAAUUAACUUUUGGAAUAGGGAAAAAAAUAUAUACAACAAAACUCCUCGUUUGUGGGACAUGCGCAUUCGUUCUCAGAUUUUUUUAGUUUUGAAAGUGAGCAUGCGCAUAUUGAGGAGGCGGGUCCUUGGAAGUUUGAAAGCGGCAGAAGCGGCUAGUUGGAGGCUGUAGGUGAACCAGGUUAAUGGUUCUUCACUUUUUUAAGGAAAUAGACAUAGAUUGUGGCUCAGCAUGUCAAUAGUGACAGUGCAGCUUGGUCAGUGUGGCAAUCAGAUUGGUUUUGAAGUGUUUGAUACCUUAUUCAGUGACUCACACAGUUCCCAGGGUCUGUGCUCUAAGAGAGAGAAUGAGGCUUAUCGAGCAUCUUGCAAAGAAAGAUUCUUCAGUGAGGAGGAAAAUGGAGUUCCUAUUGCCCGAGCUGUACUUGUUGACAUGGAGCCUAAAGUUAUCAAUCAAACGCUGUCAAAGGCUGCCCGGUCUGGCCGAUGGAAAUAUGGCCAGCAUGCAUACUUCUGUCAAAAACAAGGUUCUGGAAACAACUGGGCAUAUGGUUACUCUGUCCACGGACCCAAGCAUAAAGACUCUAUAAUGGACCUAAUCCAGAAGGAAGUAGAGAAAUGUGACUCUUUGACUGGUUUUUUUAUCAUAAUGAGUAUUGCUGGGGGUACAGGAUCCGGGAUAGGAGCCUUUGUUACACAGAAUUUACAAGAUCAUUACCCAAACUCUUUGAAAAUGAAUCAGAUUAUAUGGCCUUAUGGAACUGGUGAGGUUAUUGUUCAGAACUACAAGUCCAUUUUGACUCUUUCUCACUUGUACCGAUCUUCAGAUGCCCUGCUCGUUCAUGAGAAUGAUGCUGUCCAUAAAAUAUGUGCAAAACUAAUGAAUAUCAGGCCAAUCUCCUUCAGUGAUAUAAAUCAAGUCCUUGCACAUCAGCUGGGAAGUGUGUUCCAGCCUACUUACUCUGCAGAAGGCUCAUCUCACUGCCGAAGAAAUCCACUGGGUAUUUUUCUCCCUGUGUGUUGUUUGUAG
Molecule: messenger RNA, 1028 nt
Organism: Nycticebus coucang (slow loris)
Lineage: Eukaryota; Metazoa; Chordata; Mammalia; Primates; Lorisidae
Product: tubulin delta chain-like
Exons: 1
Coding region: 231-1028 (265 amino acids)
Biological process (GO): microtubule cytoskeleton organization; mitotic cell cycle
Cellular component (GO): cytoplasm; microtubule
Molecular function (GO): structural constituent of cytoskeleton; GTP binding
Source: RefSeq, a predicted model, not a curated record